This is a messenger RNA of Hydra vulgaris (swiftwater hydra), 1284 nucleotides long. The record is from RefSeq and is a predicted model, not a curated record. Lineage: Eukaryota; Metazoa; Cnidaria; Hydrozoa; Anthoathecata; Hydridae.
AUAUUAGCAGCCAUUGAGUGUUUUACUUUCAUAAGUUUAAUAAAUCUUUAACUACUGGAACACCAUUGCAAUCAAAAUCAGGGAAACAUGUUAAAAAAAGGUUACUAGAAGAGUCUAAACAAGUUGUACGAGACCAUAUUAACCUUUUCCCAAGAAUUGAUGCUCAUUAUAGCAGGAAAAAGAUACAUAAAGAAUACAUGGAAGGAUCACUAAAUAUAGGUAGAAUGUAUGAUCUUUAUAAAAUAUAUUGUGAUGAAAAUGUCUCUCCUACAGCAAAAGAACAUAUGUAUCGUUAUAUCUUUAAUCACGAGUUCAAUAUAGAAUUUCAAAAACCGAAGAAAGAUUUAUGUGACACAUGCUAUGAGUAUCGCAACAUUGUUAAUGCAAGCAAUGAACAAACAGAUAGUUAUAAUAAGCACAUAAAGUCAAGGAAUGAUACCAAAACUGAACGUGAAAAUGAUCGCCAAAAUGUUAAUUCUAAAACUGCAAUUGUUUGUAUUGACCUUAAAAAUGUUUUAAAUUUGCCUAGAGCUAAUGUGGGAAACUUUUAUUACAAACGAAAACUUUCAAAUUAUAACUUAACUGGUCAUUGCUCGCUUAACAGGAAGGGUUAUUGCAUCCUUUGGCACGUAGCCAUGACUGGUCGUGGAGGAAAUGAUCUAGCCAGUGCUGUAACAUGUUUGCUUUUGAAAAUCAUGGCUGACCUUGACAUAAAUAAGUUCAUACUUUGGUUCGAUUCAUGUGUACCACAAAACCGCAAUAGUUUCAUGUCAGCAGCUUUGUGUGAAUUUAUAAUACGAUACCCACAAAUAAAAAUCCCUCUCUGCUGCAGAAAUAUUUAGUCCACUUGGGCUAGAAAGAGCUAUUAAAAAUGUAAACCGUAAAAAACCUUUUUGUGUUUACCAAAUGCAAUUAGGAGAUGUAAAGAAUUUUUCAGUUGUCGCUGGUUUGUCAAGUUAUAACUUAGUGCCUUAUUCAAAGGUUAAAAAUCUUGUUUAUCGAAACGGACUGCCAUACCAUGUUUUUUUAAAACCUCGUUUUCAGAUAAUUAUUCACAAGCUCGUAUAAAUAAGUCUUUCAAGAAAGCAGCAUCAACCAUUGUUGCAAAACCAUUAAAUACCAAUAUACCAAUGGCAGCUUGCUUUCGUGCUUCUUAUCAGUCUAUAUCUGUUGCAAAAGCCAAUGAUAUCAUUUCCAUGUAUUCAUACAUGCCUGCUGUUGAUAUUGCAUUUUAUAAAACAAUAAUAAAUUGAACAUUUACAAAACAUUAAUAAAGUCAAAAUA